This is a messenger RNA of Cuculus canorus (common cuckoo), 8515 nucleotides long. RefSeq names its product suppressor of glucose, autophagy associated 1 (gene MTCL2). The record is from RefSeq and is a predicted model, not a curated record. Gene Ontology annotation, biological process: insulin receptor signaling pathway; regulation of autophagy. The transcript has 16 exons. Bases 58 to 5118 code for a protein of 1686 amino acids. NCBI's taxonomy places the organism in Eukaryota, Metazoa, Chordata, Aves, Cuculiformes, Cuculidae.
CGCCCGGUGGCGGCGCGGGGCGGGCGGAGCCGCAGCGGGGACCGAGCGCAGCGGGACAUGGAGGCCAAGCACGGUCGGGAGGAACGGGGGGCACCACCACCACCACCUCCACCACCUCCUACGGAGAAGAAAAAGAAGGCUCAGCGCGCCCCGUCCCCCGCUCGCCCCCGGGAGGCGCCGGGCUGGCCCCGUCCCCGGCACCCGGGCGCGGCCCCGCGGCUGGCGGCGAGCAGCGCGCACCCGCGCCGGGGGAGCAAGGACGGGCGGCCCGAGAAGCGGGGUUCGGCGGCGGGGGGAGCCGGGAAAGGGCCGCUGGGGCGAGGGGCGGCGCGGGCGAAGGCUCGGAGCCGCGCGGGAGAGGCGGCGGGGCGAGCGCGGGGCAGCGCCACCGACAGCAGCUCCGAAGUGUCGGACUGCAGCGCCUCCGAGGAGGCGAAACUGCUCUCGCUGGAGCUGAGCGGCAGCGAUGGGGAGGCUCCGGCCCCGCCGCCUCCCCCCUCGGCGGGGGACUGCUCGCCGCUGCCCGACGAGCCCUCGGUGGCGAGCAGCCGCCUGCAGCUCAGCACCUCGCUCGCCUUCUCCGACCUCACCGAGGAGAUGCUGGAUGCCGGCACCGACGGGCUGCUGCGGGAGAUGGAGGAUCUGCGCUCCGAGAACGACUAUCUCAAGGAUGAGAUUGAGGAGCUGCGUGCUGAGAUGCUGGAAAUGAGAGACGUCUACAUGGAGGAGGAUGUCUACCAGCUGCAGGAGCUCCGACAGCAGCUGGACCAGGCCAGCAAGACCUGCCGCAUCCUGCAGUACCGUCUGCGCAAGGCCGAGCGCCGCAGCCUGCGCGUGGCACAGACGGGCCAGGUGGACGGCGAGCUUAUCCACAGCCUCGAGCAGGAUGUUAAGGUGGCCAAGGACGUCUCCGUUCGGCUGCACAAUGAGCUGGAAGCCGUGGAGAAGAAGAGAAUCAGGCUGGAGGAGGAGAACGAGGACCUGCGCCAGCGGCUCAUUGAGACAGAGCUGGCCAAGCAGGUGGUGCAGAACGAGAUGGACAAGCUCCGAGAGAAUUCCUUGAAGAAGCGGGGCUCUCGCUCCUUGGGGAAGACUGAAAAGAAGCCGUCAGUGCAGGAGGACAGCGCAGACCUGAAGUGCCAGCUGCAUUUUGCCAAGGAGGAGUCGGCCCUGAUGUGCAAGAAGCUGACCAAGCUGGCCAAGGAGAAUGAUGGCAUGAAGGAGGAGCUGCUCAAGUACAGGUCCCUGUAUGGGGACCUUGACAGCUCCCUCUCCGUGGAGGAGCUGGCUGACUCUCCUCAUUCCCGGGAGGCUGAGCUGAAGGUCCACCUCAAGCUGGUGGAGGAGGAAGCCAACAUCCUCAGCCGGAGGAUAGUGGAGCUGGAGGUGGAAAACCGUGGACUGCGGGCAGAGAUGGAUGACAUGAAGGGCCAGGGGGACAGAGAGCUGCCAGGGCAGGACAUGCGGUUCCUGACAGGCAUCUCGGGCUGUGGAGACACAGGGGACACAGUGGCAGAGCUGCGCAGGCACCUGCAGUUCGUGGAGGAGGAGGCCGAGCUGCUGAGGCGCUCGCUGCUGGAGCUGGAGGACCAGAACAAGCUCCUCUUGAACGAGCUGACCAAGUACAAGUCGGACCAUGACCUGGAUGUGACACUGUCGGAGGACAGCUGCUCAGUGGUCAGUGAGCCAUCGCAGGAGGAGCUGGCCACGGCCAAGGUGCAGAUCAGCGAGCUGAGCGGCAAGGUGAAGAAACUGCAGUACGAGAACCGCGUGCUGCUCUCCAACCUCCAGCGCUGUGACCUGGCCUCUUGCCAGACCAGCCGGCCCAUGCUGGAGACCGACGCUGAGGCCGGCGACUCGGCACAGUGCAUUCCCACCACCGGCUGGAGGGACGGGCUGGGCAACAGUGAAGCCGAUGGGCAGGACAGAGUGCCUGGCAGUGGGAAGGUGCCUGAUGGUCCCGCCAAGCUGCUCAAGCCCAAGGACUUGGAGACCUUGCUGGGUAUCCGGGACCAGGCGGCACUUGUCAGCAAAGCGAUUGAUGUCUUGAUUUCGGAUGCCAACGGCUUCACCUCUGGGCUGAAGGCUUGCUUGGACAACGAGUGCUUAGGGAACCUUCUGGGCGAGGCAGUGAGUAGUGGCAGCGAGAGCCCCAGUGAUGCCAAGUUGAUGAAUGUGCUCCUCAUGCGGCUGGGUGUGCUCCAGCAGGACUUAGGCUGCUUCGUGAGGAAGGUGGACCACCUCACCAGCGGCCUCAAGGAGCACACAGACUCUUUCCCCUUCUCUGGCCCUGGCAGCCACGAUGCCACCAAAGAGGGACUGCAGAAGGAGCGUGCCUCUGACUUCCAGCCUGAUUUUAGGGACGCCGACCCUUUCCGCAUCCCCCACACCAAGGACACAGACCCCACGAAUCCCCGGAGCUACAAAACCUGCCGGCCUGAGGAGAACGACUCCUACGCCACCGAGAUGAAGGAGCUGCAGCUGGUGCUGUCAGAGGCCAACGAGAGCUUGCGGGGACUGCAGGAGCAGCUCUCACAGGAAAGACAGCUGAGGAAGGACGAGGUGGACAACUUCUCCCAGAAGAUCUGCCAGCUGAAGGAGGACCACCAGAAAGCACUGUUGCGACGGGAGUUUGAGCUGCAGAGCCUGAACCUGCAGAGGAGACUGGAGCAGAAGUUCUGGAGCCAGGAGAAGAACUUGCUGGUGCAGGAGUCACAGCAGUUCAGGCAGAGCUUCCUUCUGCUCUUCAUGAAGCUUAAGUGGUUCCUCAAGCGCUGGCGCCAGGGCAAGAUGGUGCACAGCGAAGGCGAGGACUUUUUGGAGGUGAACAGCAUGAAGGAGCUGUACCUGCUACUGGAGGAGGAGGAGCUCACCCCACAGCAGCAGACAGACAACAAGAUGUGCGCCGGGGAUGCCUGGACCCCCAACACGCAGCCCAACGAGUGCAUCAAGACUCUGGCAGACAUGAAGGUGACCCUGAAGGAGCUGUGCACGGAGCUGCGGGAGGAGCGGCGCGGUGCCAGCGAGCUGCAGCAGCAGUUCACCAAGGCCAAGGCUGCCUGGGAGAUGGAGCGCGCCGAGCUCAAGUGUCACAUUGCCCAGCUGGAGUCAAAGGCAGGCAAAGGGAUCACAGAGCGUGCGCUGCCGGACUGGAAGGUGGCAUUGAAGAGGGAGCGUGAGGAGCACCAGCAUCUCCUAGCUGAGUCCUACAGCGCUGUCAUGGACCUCACCAAGCAGCUGCAGAUCAGCGAGAAGAACUGGAACCAGGAGAAGGUGGAGCUGCUGGCCCGCUUCAAGGAGGAGCAGCAGCAGGCAGAGCAGCAAGCGAAGGACUUGCAGAACAAAAUCAACCAGUUGCAGAAAGGAGCCAACCCAUGGGCAUUGAAGCACUCUGAAAUGGAGAAGCACGGCAGCAACUGGAAAGAGGCUCUCAACGAAAAGAUCGCAGACAAAGAGACAAUCUCUGAAGCAGAAGCCAAGGGAACCAACCUUAAAAGGACCAAGUCUGUUUCCUCCAUGUCUGAGUUUGAAAGCUUGCUCGAUUGUUCUCCCUACCUCCCUGGAAAGACUGCACCGGGGCUGGGUGACCAUUCCCGAGGCAAAAAGGCAUCUGCAGCCACCCAGCUGCUCCCCAAUGGGAUCCGGGACAGCACUGGCAUUCCUCCCUCAAACUGUACAUAUGUGAAUAUUGAGCAACCUGCCCCCGACAGCCUGGCCAAGGAGAAGCUGGGCAUCUCCUCCUGGGACUACUCACAGGCAAGCAGCCUCUCCGGGCAUGACCCAUCCCAGAAGCAAAUGCAGAGGAGCUACACAGCACCUGACAAGACAGGGAUCCGCAUCUACUACAGCCCACCGGUGGUGCGGCGGCUGGAGGCGCCUCUGGUGCACAACAAGGAGGGGAAGAUCAUGAUUGAACCUGGGUUCUUGUUCACUAUGGCCAAGCCGAAGGAGCCGGAGGAGUCGGCCACCACUGAGAGCACCUACAGCCAGUGGCUGUGCAACUUCUCCAAGCAGCAGCGGGAACUGCUGGAUGGUGGCACAGUGGAGAGCACAGUGCCACCAGUGCCUCGCUUCCCCUCAUCGCUACAUGACCUGGAGAUCUCUGGCAACAUGAGUGAUGACAUGAAGGAGAUCACCAACUGCGUGCGGCAGGCCAUCCGUUCCAGCUCGCUGGAGAGGAAAGUGAAAAGUACCUCCAGCCAGACAGUGGGGCUGGCCCAUGUGGGGACGCAGACCAUCCAGACGGUGAGCAUCGGCCUGCAGACUGACCUGCCACGAAGCAGCGGCAUGCAUGGCAAGAGCUGGUCCCCACGCAGCUCCUCCCUUGUGUCCGUGCGCAGCAAGCAGAUCUCCUCCUCCCUGGAUAAGGUCCAUGCCAGGAUUGAGCGGCCAUGCUGUUCCCCGAAAUACGGCUCUCCAAAGCUCCAGAGGAGGUCUUCCUCCAAGCUGGAUGCUUCCAAGGACAGGAGCCUCUGGAACCUGCACCAGAGCAAGCAGAACGGCUCUGCCUGGGCCCGUUCCACCACCACUCGUGACAGCCCUGUUCUCAGCAACAUCAACGAUGGCUUGUCCAGCUUGUUCAGUGUGGUGGAGCACACAGGCAGCACUGAGUCCAUCUGGAAGCCAGGCUGCCCUGAUGGCAGCAGGGCCAAGCCUGAAGCACCCAAGUACGGCCUUGUGCAGGAGUUCUUCAGGAACGUCUGCGGGAGGGCACAGAGCCCCACUGCCCCUCCAGAGAAGAAGGAAGCCGCUGGAGAGGAGGGCAGCAAGAGAGCCGAGCACCCCAACCUGACCACCCACCACCCACCCGAAAACAUCUCCCGUGUCUUGAACAAGAAAGUCCUCAAGCAGAGCAGCUGCGAGGACCCCAAAGCCUCGUUUCUUGGCCAGGGGAGUAAGGACGCAGCCCUGCGGGACCCCGACCUCAUCUCAGCCAUAGCCAGCGAGGACACGGCGUGUGACUGCAGCUCCCAGUCCCUCACCUCCUGCUUCGCCCGACCGUCCCGCUCUGCUAUCCGCCACUCCCCUUCCAAGUGCAAACUGCACCCCGCGGACCCCCCCAGGGCAGAGGACAAGCUGGGGGCCUCGACCUGCAAUGUAAAACCAAGUGCAUUUUAGAAAUACCGAAACAAGCUACAUUGGAGAUGCACCAAUUGGAUUAAGGGAUUGUGGGUUGGGAGGCUGCAGCGUGGCCUGCGGUCUGCGCCGCCCAUCCCUCGGUCACCACCAGAAAAAGCCUUAUCUGGAGAAGGGGGGGGGCAGCGGCCACAGCCCCUGCAGUAACGCAGAGCUCCUGGGGCUGGGGACCUGCAUCCCAGGUCCAUGCAGAGCAGUGUUGGUGCCCCUGUGCAGCUCCAGGAGAGAACAGCAGAUGUAGAAGCAGCUGGCUGACCUAUUUUUGAGCUGCCUGCCGGGGGCCAGGCCAGGGAUUCACCCAGAUGGCGCUGCCUGCAGGUGCCUUCUUCUCCUGGGGCUCUGUGCAUUGUUCCAGGACCAUGUACUUUUUCCCUGGGGGCUCUAGUCUCUGCCCCAGGGGCUCUGUGCGUUGUUCUAGGGGCUCUGUGCAUUGCUAUGGGGCUGUGUACACUGCUCCAGGGGCUCUGUGCAUUGCUCUGGGGCUCCAUACUGCUCUAGGACCACUAUGCAUUGCUCUGGGGCUGUGUACAUUGCUCCAGGGGCUCUGUGCAUUGCUCUAGGGUCGCUAUGCAUUAUUCUGGGUCCAUGUACACUGCUCCAAGAGCUCUGCCCAUUGCUCUGGGGCUUCGUACGCUGCUCUGGGGGCUCUGCACCUUGCUGUCAUCUUGCAGCUUUGCUUAAAAAAUGCUCUUGCUGCCGAAGCUGCUGCCCCCUCCCGUCCAGCCGCCCGCUGCCUGCAGCAGGCAGGCUGCAUCACUGCCACGUCGCAGCCUCCGUCAGCAUCUCCACGACGGCCACUCACUGCCUGUGUCUCCGGACACUCCAGCAUCAGCCCAGGGCCCAGCAGGCCCAACACCGAUGGCCUUUUGCUCCUGCAGCGCCUGUCUGGCUCGUCACCCGGGUGCAGGACGUGCAGGGCAGGUGCUGCCCACCUUCACCAGCAGCUGGGGCCGGGCAGCAUCCCUGCCUGCCACCGAGAAGCCGUGUUCCUGCACCCCGGCAGGCACAAGCGCUGCCAUGGGCGAUCUUCUGCUGUACAUAGAUCCUUUUGGGGUGGUUUUUAGCAUUUUCAUUGAUAACGGGGGUGGGGGGGUGUUCUGGUUUUGUUUGUUUGUUUGUUUUUUUAAAAGACUCUCUACUUUUCGAAUGUGGUUUCUCAUUUUUACAACUGCCUUUUAAUUAUUUGUAAUAUUGGUCUGUUCUGUCGUACUCUGUAAAUAGUGGUGCUGGGCGUUUCCCGCGGGGCCGGGGGCUGAGCUGAGGCUGGCAAGGUUUUGCAAAGGCAAAGGGAAGAUUUCCUUGAGGCGGGAGGUGGCUCAUUGAGCCCUGGCCUCCGUGCAUCCUCUCUCCCAUCCUCCCAGUGCCCAGCCCAGGGCAAAGCACGACAUGCUUUGGGCAAAGCCACUCUUCCCCCUGCCCUGUCCUCCUGCUCGCUCUCGCCAGCCCAUGCCAAGGUUGCAUGAAGGGCACCUUCUGCCCUGAUGACAGGCCCUCUGCCCAUCCCAUCCUGCACCCCUGUCCCAUGCCUGCUUGUCAUGUGAUGAAUAAAAGUCCUGCAACCCCUCACCACACCCUCGGUGCUGCCUUCCCGUGCUGUGAUGAUGGGGUGGACUGUGAUGCCUGUCCUGUCUGGGGAACCGGUGCUGCUGUGGAGGGGAGUGUGGGGUGGAGGGGGCACCCAUGGGUGGGAAGAUGCACCUAGAUCCUGUCCCUCUGUCUCUACCACCCUGCCAGCUUCCCAGUCCACACACGGUGUCCCAUCCUCUCAUCAGCUGCCUGUUUCUCCCCAACACCCUCCCCACGUGCUGACCCCGACUGUGCCAUCUGUGUCAUCACCCCGUGGUCCUCCAUGGCCUUACUGCCAGGGCUGUCACCUCACACCAGGCUCCUCCCAGCUCUGCAUUGUUCUUGAGAUGCUGGUGUUUCUUUUGCCUUCCCUGUCCUGUGCCAUGCUGCCCAGCAACUCAUCCCAGCCUGCACACAGACCCCCACAUCCCCUUUCCCAUCACUGCCUCUGGCUUCUUGCCCUUGUGUCCCUCAUCUGCAGCUCCCAGCCUCCUCCAGGAUCACUGCAUUAAACUGUCUCUCCCUGAGGUCCUUCAUUGCCCACAAUGACCCACCCCUCCUUCUUUUGCUCCUCCAUCAUCCUUCAUGUCCCAUCCCUUUCAUCCCUGUUCUUUCAUCCCGCCUGUCCUAUAGUUCCUUUUCAUUAUAGUCCAUCCUCGGUCACAUUCCUUUCUUCACUCAUGUGCUCUUCCAUUGCCCACCAUGUCCCAUUCUUCUUUGUUCUGCUUUUUCAUCACCUACCUAACCCAAUCCAGCCCUCCUUCCUGUUCUCCUCUGUCAUCCACGCAUCUCAUUCCUUCUUCCCAUGCGCCAUCACCCAUCAUAUCUCAACAGUUUUCCUGUGUACUUUUGUCUUUCAUGUCCCAUCUCUCCUUCUGCUGCUCCUCUGUUGUCCACCCAUCCCAUCCCUUCCCUUCUUCCUGUGCUCCGGUUGCCCACUUUGUCCCAUCCCUCCCUGCUAUGCUUUUCCAUCACCCACCAGGUCCCAUCCUUCCUUAUUGUGAUUCCCUAUCAGCCAUGACGUCCUGUCCCUCUCUCCUGUGUUCCUGCGUCCUGCCUUAUGUCCUAUCCCUUCUUGUGCCCCACUGUCACCCACCUCCUCCUAUCCCUCUCUGUUCACCUCCACCCCUUCACAUCCCAUCUUUCCUUCCACACCUCUUCCAGAAUGUGCUGUGAUCCACUGUGUCCCGUCCAUCCCUGCCAUGCCAUUCUCCUCCAUUUCCCAGCAUGACCCCUCCUGCCCUCUACUGCUCCUGCAUCCUACAUUACAUCCUUGUUGUUCUCCUCCAUCAUUCACCACACACCAUCCUUUCUUCCUGUGCUCUUCAUCACCCACCACCUCCCAUUCCUCCAUUGCUCUUCAUAUCCCACCUUCCCAUCUUCCUGUCUCACUUGCAUCCUGUCCCUCUCACCUGCUCCACCUUCAUCCACUACCUCUCAUUCCUUGUUAUCCACCUCCCACCAUCUCAUAUCUUCUCUUCCUUCUCCAGUUUCAUCCUAUCCCAACCAUGCUCAUCCUGCUUUGCCUCCAGUUUCUCUUUUCGUUUCGUAUUCCUUCUGUCAAUGAUUCAUCAUCCCUUCUCAUCCUCCAUCAGCUCCCACCAUUACUGUCUUCCUCUACAUCUUAUCCCUGCUUAUCAUCUAUUAGCUACCACCACCACCCAUACGAACUUCCUCCACUUCAUAUCUCCUCAUCUUUCUUCAUCCUCUUCUUCCUCCUCCUGUCUCCUCAUCCCCUUCAUCCUCCUCUGUUUCCCCAUCCCCAAAUCCGUCAUCUUCUGUUGCCCUCCAAUCUUUUUCUUUAUCCCCUAAA